Molecule: messenger RNA, 1311 nt
Organism: Tarenaya hassleriana
Lineage: Eukaryota; Viridiplantae; Streptophyta; Magnoliopsida; Brassicales; Cleomaceae
Exons: 2
Coding region: 296-1168 (290 amino acids)
Source: RefSeq, a predicted model, not a curated record
GUUCGAGUGAUGGACUAGCACACAUUCCCUUCGAUUAGCUUCGAACCCCCCCCCCCCCUCUCUCUCUCUCUCUCUCUCUCUGAAAAAAGAAGAUUAUUGGUUAAUGGAUUUGCCUGCAGAACACGGAUCAAAUUGAGAAAAUAGAGGUCGACGUUGAAGAUUUUUCGAAGCAUUUCUGAGUUGGGUCUUCUCGUUUUUGGAUGAAAUUCAUCAGUUUCAGGGUCGAGCACUUGGCCACCCACCCCGUGUUUGUCGAAAAGCCGGAGAGAGAGGGUGGAAUUGAAAGUUCCCAGGAAUGAGGGAUUUUCCUUCUUGUUUUGGUGAAAAUGGCGUUCAAAUUGCGGAUUCUUCGUCUUCGAAUGCCGGAAAAAACGCACAGAACCUGGUAACUUGCAUCUACAAGUGCCGCAUUCGAGGCAGUACUUGCUUGAUCACUGUCACGUGGACUAAGAAUCUGAUGGGUCAAGGCCUGACAGUGGGAGUUGACGAUUCAUGCAACCAAACUCUGUGUAAAGUCGAGAUCAAGCCAUGGCUGUUCACCAAACGAAAAGGGUCGAAGAGCCUAGAGGCAUAUUCCCGUAAAGUCGAUGUCUUUUGGGAUCUCUCGGCCGCAAAAUUCGGAUCCGGAUCCGAACCAUUAGGAGGGUUCUACGUGGGAGUUGCCGUGGACAAAGAAACAGUCCUCCUCCUUGGCGAUAUGAACAAAGAAGCUUCCAAGAAGAUGAAGAUGAAUCCGACAGUCACACCUUCAUCUCCAAAUGCAUCGCUCAUUGCCAAGAAAGAGCACGUGUUCGGAAAGAGAGCGUUCGCAACAAAGGCGCCGUUUUCCGGUGACGGAAAAAGACAUGAUCUCGUGAUUGAGUGCGACACAAGUGUAAGCGAUCCCUGCCUCAUAGUUCGCGUGGAUGGGAAGACGAUGAUGACGGUGAAGCGGAUAAAGUGGAAAUUCCGAGGGAACAACACGAUAAUGGUGGAUAGAAUGGAAGUGGAAGUCCUAUGGGAUGUGCAUAGUUGGCUCUUUGGUAUGCCUUCGACAGGGAAUAGCGCUGUGUUUAUGUUCAGGACAUGUCAAUCUGCCGAGAAGACGAAGGCGUCGUCUUUCUUUUCGGACACCAAAUCUCAAAGUCUUGGGUUUUCAUUGGCGUUGUAUGCUUGGAAGAACGAGUAGAGAAGACAGUGGGUUUAUUUUUUACAUUUCCUUUUGUGUGCUGCUAACAGAAAAGAGUCAAAAGUGACGGGUGAUUUUUGUCAACGUUUGUUGUUUCUGUCAUAUAUAUAUAUAUAUAUAUAAAAUCAAAGGUGGUUCUCCUA